Venustampulla echinocandica is the source of this 1278-nucleotide messenger RNA. RefSeq lists its product as uncharacterized. The record is from RefSeq and is a predicted model, not a curated record. NCBI's taxonomy places the organism in Eukaryota, Fungi, Ascomycota, Leotiomycetes, Helotiales, Pleuroascaceae. The transcript has 2 exons. Gene Ontology annotation, cellular component: cytoplasm; late endosome. Bases 1 to 1278 code for a protein of 425 amino acids. Gene Ontology annotation, biological process: retrograde transport, endosome to Golgi. Gene Ontology annotation, molecular function: oxidoreductase activity.
AUGUCUGCCCCCAAGGAAAAACAGAAUAUUGUUGUUAUAGGGGGGGGAAUUAUAGGAUGCACUACCGCAUACUACCUCACCCAUCAUCCGCAGUUUGAUUCUUCUAGCCACACCGUUACGGUCAUUGAAGCUGCGAAUCUGGCCAAUGCCGCUUCAGGCAAAGCUGGUGGGCUAGUGGCUGCCUGGGCCACCUCAAGCAACCUUGCCAAGCUGAGUUUCGACUUACACGAUCAACUGGCCCGAGAAUAUAACGGCGCGGAACUCUGGGGCUACCGUCGCGUUCGGUGCGGGCAACUGACCGCUGUGGUGCCCCAGCGAAGGGGCACUUCCAAGCUGGAGUCGAGCAGCCCUCCGAAUAUCGAACUGGGGAAAUGGUGGGCCCGAGACCUCAAGAAAUCGUCGGUACUGCCACAUGACCUAGACUGGUUUGACAAUGAGAGUGCUCAAGCCUACGAAGAAUUCGCCGAUACCAGCUCCACUGCACAGGUGCAUCCUUUUCAAUUCACAAGCUCCAUGGCGAAGCUGGCCGAGCAAAGCGGGGCAAGGAUCGUCAUGGGGAAGGUGGAGUGUAUCAAUUGCUGCAACGCGGACGGCUCGUCCGAGAGUCCUUCACCACUGACGUCCUUCGACAAUUUAACGCAAAAGAAGGUGGUUUCGGUCACCUACGUGGACAAGGUCACCUUGGAACAACAUACUCUUCCAGCUACCACCGUUGUGCUUGCCGCAGGACCUUGGACCCCUACACUCUUUCCGAAAGUCCGAAUCCAUCCACUCCGUGCACACAGCGUGAGUAUCAAGCUCCAAAGGCCUGUGUCUGCAUAUUGCUUGUUUUCAGAUAUCCGCCUCGGCGACUCUCGACAGACUGUUGGAGCAGCGAAACCCAUUUCGUUGGAGAUAUAUGCGCGCCCGAACAACGAGGUUUACAUCUGUGGCCAAGGGGAUCGGGAUAUUCCCUUGCCAGCCCCUGGAAACGCUGUGGAGGUUUCCUCCGAUAGUUGCAACGACAUCAUUAACGCGGCCAUGAGUGUGUCGGAAGAGUUGCGGAACGGCAAGGUGACAGGAAGACGGGCGUGCUACCUGCCUACGUUGGAUGUUGGAGCUAGCAGCGAUCCGCUAGUAGGCCAAACGGAGCUGGCGGGACUUGUUCUAGCCACCGGACAUUCGUGUUGGGGCAUCUCCAAUGCGCCUGCAACAGGAAAGGCGGUUAGUGAGCUCAUACUCGAUGGAAGAGUUAGCUGUGUGGAUGUGGCGAGUUUAGACCCUAGGAGAAUUCGUUGA